AUGAUUUCCCAUUUGUUGAUAGCGUGGGACCGGAAGCGCUGGCUAACGGACCCGCUCAAGGCCCGGCUGCCGGCGUUCGUGUGCAGCUGCGCCUCCUGGCUGGCGGGGAUGGUGAUUGCGCUGCCGUAUCCGAUCUACACCACAUAUCUGGAUCUGGGGAAAUACCUUCCCGACUUCGAAGGCGUCGGGCUUUGCGCCCUGAAUCUGAUCGACGACAUGCAGGAGUACAUGCGGGGAUUAUUCCUCAUUAUGUACUGCGGCCCGAUGACGCUGCUCGGCUAUCUCUACAUACGGACGUCGCGGGAGCUGCGGCCCCCCGAUGGACCCCUCUCGAUUAUGAUGUUCGAAGCGAGGGCCGAGGCGAGGAGCAAACAACUACGGGCCAGAGGCCACGGGACGAGAAGCGGUUCCACCGGAGGUGGAGCCGCAGCCGGAGCGGAUCUCAGUGCCGGAUCGCGAACGUAUGACCUGUACGAUGCCGAGCUGGAUGUGAGUCGGGAGAAGCGAACCCAGCGCCACCUGGGGGCAAUGGCAUCGACGCAGAUAUUGUGCGUCUGUCCGCUGAUGAUUUUGAGGUUGGCCCGGAUGGCGCUGGAGGAGACGUACGAGAACGAGGCCCACUUCGACAUCACCUAUCUGAUGUUCGUAUGGAUGGCGUUCCUGCCGACGGUGAUAGUGCCCUGGAUCUAUGCCAACUGGGUGCUAUCGAGACCCGCAAAGGAACGCCUCCGUGGUUACCUUCGGCUGUCCUCCCGUCGCAACACCGGCACCAAGUCCGAACAGUCCCUUGACGAGAACAGUCCACCCCCCGGAGUCAAAACUCCUCUAUCAACGCAGAUGGCCACGGUGGGUCAUUCAACGGCAGCAGCUGCGCCCUCGAAAAACCCCACCUCCAGCCACGCUUCAGGUAACACACGCUCCAAACCCACCCCUUCUACGGACCGCUCCAAAUCUCCGGCUGGGGUCAGCACCAAGACCCAACAAUCGACUAUCGAAAGCACCGUUGCCGAAAGUUCCAUCUCCGCACCUCCCGCCGCGAGCAAAACCACUUCAACUGGCCGACCCCGAAGGCAACUCCCGCCACCGCUUCGCAUCGAGCACAGCAACUUCGAUAGGACUCCUUCCGCGCACAGUCGUGACUCUUCGGGAACCAUAGUGCAACGGUCUUCACUGAAAUCAACGAGCAGUGCCGGUCGCACAAGUGAACGCACUCUCCCGCCAAACCCAAAACCUAAGACCGUGGAAAAACGCCCCGAAGAAGAAGAUGAUUACUGCUCAUCGAUUGCGGGACACUUCUCGAACCUAACCUCCAGCACAGACUGCAACAUCAACGAACGCGAAGUAGUUGCCCCAGAGCUGUACGAGCCGAUCCAUGCAGUUCCACGACAGAACGUCAUCCACAAGUCCGCUUCUCCGUACUACCAAGGAGGAAACGACUCCAACGAUUCCGACUCGGAUAUCUACCAGAGGCGUUCCGGUCGCUAUGGAUCGCUCUCCAAGCAGGAUUCUGGAAUACGGAAGGGCACACCUUCGAUCAUCUCCGUAACCGAGAGUGACUAUUCUUCGCGGAAAGGAUCUCUCAGUACCCUGUCGCGCGACAUGGAGAUAAUCGACCGGCUGGAGCGGGAACGCAGCAUGGAUAUCCAGGAGAUGAUCCAGCGGGAGAACUACGAGUACUACCUGUCGCGACAGAACUCCAAACUGAAGUUCUCCACCAAUUUUGAUGACUACUUCGAGGAGGAACCGGCGGCGGGGUCAGGUUCGGGUGCACCGAAACCUCGCUCCAUUUCGCCACACAAGGCCCGCAAUGCGACGAACCGCCGGAGCGUUUCGAGCUACGCAUCGGCCAAACGGGACAGCGGCUACGAAACAUCGCUGCCACCGUCCCAACCGGCAGUGGUGGCGGCGGCGGCGGUGGCACCACCACUGGGAAAGAACGGCGGACCGGGCCAUUACUACAGUGGACCACGGCGAUCGCUGGAACUGGAAAAGCACCAUCACCAGCAGCAGCAGCUGCAGCGGUUCAACCGGACGUACAGUGCGCAUUCGGCGCGGGGUUCGACCAAGUCUAGGGAUCGGGUUAGCUUUCGGGAUAACGUGUAAAACGGAUGCAUGGGGAAUGGGAGUUCGGUGCCAAAGAUUAUGAAGUAAGAUAGCAGCUCAACGGUAGGUAGUCAGUGGAUCGACGGGAAAUGGUUCGUAGAAUAGUUUGGAUAGACUACGCACAAAACAUUUCAAAUUUAGAGUGAUCGAAAAGUUCAACGAGAAAAGGGGGAAUCGGUUAGACCAGUUAGUAUUGUAAGGAAUAAUUAUUCGUAGUUGAGAAUGUCUACGUUUCAGUUCUCCAUGGUUUAAAUCAUUUCUGUUAUGAAUUCGAAAUAGGGGAACUGGGGGUAGGACGCCCACGUUAAGGAAAAUGCCAUUUUUAUCAAUGAAAACCACCAUUUCAGCCAGUUUUCAUCAGCGUAUACUGAAGAACAGCAUAUCUGCGACUGACUACCGAUAACAGAUAUCUAAUUGUCCAUUUUAUUGCACAGAAAUUUGAUUUUUAAAAAGCACCCGAAAAAAAAUGAUUUUGAAACCAUGCGGGGUGAGAUGCGCCAGUGGAUGG
Molecule: messenger RNA, 2611 nt
Organism: Armigeres subalbatus
Lineage: Eukaryota; Metazoa; Arthropoda; Insecta; Diptera; Culicidae
Exons: 6
Coding region: 1-2103 (700 amino acids)
Biological process (GO): neuropeptide signaling pathway
Cellular component (GO): plasma membrane
Molecular function (GO): neuropeptide receptor activity
Source: RefSeq, a predicted model, not a curated record